Chionomys nivalis (European snow vole) is the source of this 7660-nucleotide messenger RNA. RefSeq names its product TBC1 domain family member 24 (gene Tbc1d24). Bases 23 to 1711 code for a protein of 562 amino acids. The record is from RefSeq and is a predicted model, not a curated record. NCBI's taxonomy places the organism in Eukaryota, Metazoa, Chordata, Mammalia, Rodentia, Cricetidae. The transcript has 7 exons.
CUUCCCAGGCACCUCAGGCGCCAUGGACUCCCCAGGGUACAACUGCUUUGUGGACAAGGACAAGAUGGAUGCGUCCAUCCAGGACCUGGGACCAAAGGAACUGAACUGCACUGAGCUUCAGGAGUUGAAGCAACUGGCACGCCAGGGCUACUGGGCUCAGAGCCACGCCCUGCGGGGGAAAGUGUACCAGCGCCUGAUCCGGGACAUCCCCUGCCGCACGGUCACACCUGAUGCCAGUGUGUAUAGCGACAUCGUGGGCAAGAUUGUGGGCAAGCACAGCAGCAGUAGCCUGCCCUUGCCCGAGUUUGUGGACAACACUCAGGUGCCCACCUACUGCCUGAACACACGGGGUGAGGGGGCUGUGCGCAAGAUUCUGCUGUGUAUUGCCAAUCAGUUCCCUGACAUCUCCUUCUGCCCUGCCCUGCCCGCCGUGGUGGCCCUGCUGCUGCACUACAGCAUCGACGAGGCCGAGUGCUUUGAAAAGGCUUGCCGCAUCCUGGCCUGCAACGACCCCAGCAAGAAGCUCAUUGACCAGAGCUUCCUGGCCUUCGAGUCCUCCUGCAUGACGUUUGGGGACCUGGUGAACAAGUACUGCCAGGCGGCCCACAAACUGAUGGUGGCUGUGUCAGAGGAUGUCCUGCAGGUCUACUCUGACUGGCAGCGGUGGCUGUUUGGGGAGCUGCCCCUCAACUACUUUGCCCGUGUCUUUGAUGUCUUCCUUGUAGAAGGCUAUAAAGUAUUAUACCGAGUCGCUCUGGCCAUCCUCAAGUUCUUCCACAAGGUGAGAGCAGGCCAGCCCCUCGAAUCAGACAACGUAAAGCAAGACAUCCGCGUGUUUGUCAAGGACAUUGCCAAGACGGUGUCCCCUGAGAAGCUACUAGAGAAGGCCUUUGCCAUCCGCCUGUUUUCCCGCAAGGAGAUCCAGCUCUUGCAAAUGGCCAAUGAGAAAGCACUAAAGCAGAAGGGCAUUACUGUCAAGCAGAAGAGUGUCUCACUUUCUAAAAGGCAGUUUGUGCACUUGGCUGUUCAUGCAGAAAACUUCCGCUCAGAGAUUGUCAGCGUGAAGGAGAUGAGAGACAUUUGGUCCUGGAUCCCUGAGCGUUUUGCCCUCUGCCAACCCCUCCUGCUCUUCUCCUCCCUGCAGCAUGGGUACAGCUUAACCAGGUUCUAUUUCCAGUGUGAAGGACACGAGCCCACCCUCCUGCUCAUCAAGACCACGCAAAAGGAGGUUUGUGGCGCUUACCUGUCAACAGAUUGGAGCGAAAGAAAUAAGUUUGGAGGCAAACUGGGCUUCUUCGGAACCGGAGAAUGCUUUGUUUUUAGGCUGCAGCCAGAGGUGCAGCGUUACGAGUGGGUGGUCAUCAAGCACCCAGAGUUGACCAGGCCGACAUCCUUCAAGUCCUCAGAGACUGCAGCUGCUCCUUCCCUCCUCAGCCACUCCGUCUCUUCAGACCCUGCUGAUCGGCUGUCUCCUUUCCUGGCUGCCCGGCACUUCAACCUGCCCUCCAAGACAGAGUCCAUGUUCAUGGCUGGGGGCAAUGACUGCCUCAUCAUUGGGGGAGGAGGUGGCCAAGCACUCUACAUCGACGGGGACCUGAACCGAGGCCGCACUGGACACUGCGACACUUUCAACAACCAGCCCCUCUGCUCUGAGAACUUCUUUAUCUCAGCUGUGGAGGCUUGGGGCUUCCAAGACCCUGACACCCAGUGAUGGGUCUGCGUUGGUGGUGACUGAGCCUUGUUGUGGGGUGACGGGGUGGAGGCCAAGCUACCUCUUGAGGGAGCAGGGCAUGAGUGAAACAACACCCCCAUGAAGCAGGCAGGCUUGCUGUGCAGUGGGGACGUCCUGCUUGGACUUGUUAGGCUAGGACCCCUGCACCCUCCUGUUUCUGAGCUCAAGGGGCUAUUAUGCCCCCAGCCCUGUCCAGUGUCUGCCCUCACCCAGGGUCCUGGGUUGCAUGGAGGUGUCCAGUACCCAAGAUUGCCAGGGCUACAUUGUUCUGCCUCUGGACCUCAGCCCCUGUAGGGAAAGGACAAAUGAAUCUUGCCAAAUGUGGGUCUGUGGUGCCCCCUGCUGGUCCUCUGACCCCCUGCGCUCCCCUGAGCUAUGUUUGCUGCUGCAGGACAGGAUAGGGGAGGGCAGGAUGUGUGCAGAGCUCUGCGGCCCCUCCUGUCCUAGAAGGGACAAACUCGGGAAAGCUGUCUUGUCUUUGUGUUUCUGCAGAGCCUGAAGCUCUUGCUGCACCUCACUGGAAGUCCACACCUGAAGGUGGCCUCUGGAGUGACUUUCCUUGACCAGCGUGGCCAGUUAGCUCCAUUUCCAGGGUUCUCCUCAGAGCUGACUGGACUCUGAGGCUUUUUGCCCACCUUCUGUCCAUCCUUGUAGCCUCCUUGGACUCCGGUAGUCUUGGUGACUCUGUUCCUUUCCUCGUCGCUGUAAUGACUGAAGCCCAGGAUCACCAGAAUCCUAGCAUGGCAUGCUUGUCUUAGUCCAGCCUUCUGCCUUCCCAGGCCUGUGGUUCCCUAGACCUGUUCAUACAGCAUCUGAUAAAGCAGUGUGACUUCUGAUCUCUGCUGUCACUAUGGCUAGCCACAUGUCAUGUUUUCUGUGUGCUACCCUUCUCCCGUUAUGGCCUUCCAGUCUCUGGAUGUCUGUACUUCUUGAGUCCUGUACUGACCUGGCACCGCAGAUGCCAAGGGAAGUGCUGCCUCUGAGGACUGUAGCAAGCUCCAUUUCCCCGUGACCUCCCUCAGCUGGUCCUGAGGGUCUAGGCACCACAGAGGAAGAGAGAAGAAGUAGCCCAAAUGGCUGUGCUGGGGCCGCAGAAGUCUGGAUCAUAAAAACAGUUGCCUGGUUCCCACAUGACUGCGUCUGGUGUGCCUGGGUCAGCAUGUAUCACACCCGUGCUUGUCUCCACACUGAUAUCACACUUGCUGUGAGAGCUUCAUCCGCCCUGCCCCAUCUAGUCACAUCAGCUCUCAGCAUGGCCGCAGUGGCACAAGAGGCAGGGAGGAGUUCCCUGAAGUUUUGGGCCACCUGGUAAAUCCGCAUAGAACUUGAACUCUGCGCAGUGAACAGUUCUCCUGACGUGCUGGCCUCUAGGACAGGUCGACCUGACUCUAGAAGGAAGGAGUCCCGGGAGGAGCUGUUGCUGCUCACUCUGCAGAGUGGUAGCCCGUGCCGCCAUUCCUCUGAGCCUGCUGUCCUAGACCCGCACCUCCAACUUCAGUGUUCCCUUAACGCCACCUCGAUUUUUGUGAUUGUUGUUUCUGGCAAGAUUUUACUAGGUAGCCUAUUUGGUCUAGAACUCACUAUGUAGCCCAGGCUACCCUGGAAAUGGCUAUGUAGCCUAGGUUGGCCUCAAAAUCAUGACCUGCCUCAGCCUCCUAAGUGUCGGGCUCGUAGGCGUUAACUCCUAGACGUUGACCUUGGUCUCCAGCCAGAAGGCGCUAGGACGUUCCUAGGCUGUGCCAUCAUGAUGCUCACCCAUGCAUUGCCACCGGGACUCAGAAGACUUUCAGAAGCAGUUUAAGUUAACUGAGCAGUGUGUGCAGGGCCCUGUAAGAUUCCUGACUGGGUAGUAGAUUCUUGUUUUGUGUGGCCCCACUGGCCUUCCUGGGGUCCAGUCCAAGAAGACUGGUCAGUGCUUAGUCACGAUUGCAUCAUAAGCAAAGUUCUUAGCUUUUUACCCACAACAUACUCAGUUCUUUAAAUUUAAUAUCUCGUUUUUCCUGACCUUUCUGCCAAAAGAUGUGUCAUUUUCUUUGUAUUUUUAUUCUUAUCACUCUUUAUCUGAUACUAAGUGUUUCCACUUAGUAUUUAAUAAUGUUUUCUAUUAUUUAUUAGCUUUUGAUGUAAAAAAAGCUAGAAUUUGAUGGCAUUGAAUAAGGAGUUUUACCAUCACUUAAACAUUUGUUUUUAAAACAAAUAUUGAACUUAAUAUAAACCAGUUCAUUAAAGUAACUUUGUUACUGUAAACCUCGUGCCUUUGGGGCCUCAGAAAAUCAGUCUGUACUCUGAUGAUGACAAGAGCCAGUUUCAUGCAGCUCGGACUAGCCGUAGACGAAGCUUUCCCUGAACUCGUCCGUGUGCUUCUGCACCCCAUAUAAUUGGCUCACAGGUGUGUGCCACUAUGCUUGGUGACAACUCACUUUAAAAUAUUUCAUGAGACAGCAGUGGCUGUUCACAUUUUAAGAAUUUCUCUUCUAACUAAAGUACUGCUUUAGUUUUUCCUAUUUUUGUGAGCUGCCACAUGGGUGCUGGGACUGAGCCAGGUCUUCUGCAGGAGCAACCAGUGCUCUAACCGCUGAGCCCCAUAGUUUUUCUUAUUUUUGUAAACUGCUUGCUUUUAUUUUUCCAGUUUUUUAGAGCAGUUUGUUUUUGAGCAUUCUGGAUUUCAGAUUUUCAGGUUUCUCUUACUCAUUUCCUGAGUCUGCAAAGCUUUUCUGGUCUCCUUAAGUGUUUUAUAUUUAAUAAUUUAGGUUUUGUACUCAUUUUUUAAAGAUGCUGAGGAGCGAAUCUAGGACCCUAUACCUACAGUUUACAUCAGAAUUGCUGAGGUGGAAGUUUUUGAAGAUCCUCAUCCAAUUGUCCAUUGUAAAUAUCAAAAGAAUUGACCAAGCUACACACCUUUAAUCCGAGCACUCAAAAGGUCAAGGCAGGUAGAUCUCUGUGAGCUUGAGCCCAGCCUGUUCUAUGCUGCAAGUCCUAGACCAGCCAAGGCUAAAUAAUGAGACCUUGUUUUAAAAAGCUGUGGGGAGAGGGGUGGUUUGGAAAGAAGGUUCAGCGGUUAGAGCACUGGCUCUAACCAGGUUCAAUUCCCAGCAGCCACGUGGCAGCUCACAGCUGUCUGUAACUCCAGUUCCCAAGGAUCUAGACCCUUUCCUGGCCUCUGCGGGCACUGUAUCGAUAUAGUUCAUAGACAUAUAUAUAUAGACAAAACACUCAUAAAAUAAAAAUGAAGGAAAAAUAAACCAGAAAGUGACUUGGGCACAGCCCCUGACUAAACCACAGCCUUGUCUUUCCGCUCAGCGGGAAUACAUGCAGUGCUUACGGACACCUGCUUUCUCACGCUCUCACGAAAUCUAGACUGCUGUCAGACUCAAAAGACUGUUAGAGUUUUAGAUUGGCUUUGUUUGUUUGCUUUGUUUUUGUUUUGUAAGCUACCAUUGUAGUUCUUUAUAGCAGCUACUCCAGAGUAGCUCCUCCGCGGCUUCCUCGGGUUUAUGUGUGGUUAUUAUGUCGAGCAUGAAUACCAAGCAGGCCUUCGAGUUCUUUCCCCACUGUAUCUACAUCCGGCUAGAGAGUAUAUGAAGUUAAAAGAUAAUUUUGGUAUUAAGAUUCUUACCUGGUAAUCCUAAUCCCAGCACUUGGGAGGCAGAGGCAGGCGGAUCUCUGUGAGUUCGAGACCAGCCUGGUCUACAAGAGCUAGUUCCAGGACAGGCUCCAAAACCACAGAGAAACCCUGUCUCAAAAAAACAAAAAAACAAACAAACAAAAAAAAGGAUUCUUACCUGGGGGCUGGAGACAUGGCUCAGAGGUCUUGAGUUCAAUUCCUAGCAAAUACAUGGUGGCUCACAACCAUCAGUAAUGAGAUCUGGUGCCCUCUUCUGGCCUGAAGGCAUACAUGCAGGAAGAACCCUGUAUACAUAAUUAAUAAAUAAGUCUUAAAAAGAAAGGGUUCUUACCCAGGCCUGGUGUGUGUUUAAAACCCCACCAUGUGGAAGUGGAAGCAGAAAGAUGAGGUCAUCCUUAGCUACAUACUGUUGGCAUUAGGUGCAGUGUCAUGUGGUACAUUACUACAGACAAUGAUCGUGUGCAGGCUCAGUCACUUUCUUGAACUGCAUGGAAUUUGUCACCAUUGUAUUUAGGACGAAGAAAGCAGUGCGUGGAUACAUGGACACACUGACCUGUGACAUGGCAAGAACCAAACCACCAAAACAUUUCCAUGUAGACUCGUACCUCCUGGUGUGCCCUUGGCUGCUCUGUAGCUGCUUUCUGGCCCUGUCUUCCUACAUGAAGAGACCGGAACGCCUCUGCUGUGCAUUAGACAUGAAAAGCUGGGCAGGGUGGCACACGCCUUUGUCCCAGCACUCAGGAGACAGAGGCAGCUAGAUCUCUGAGUCUGAGGUCAGCCAGGGAGAACCUGUCUUGGAGUGGGGGGAGCCCUGUUUCUCUACCACACAACCCAGGUUUGUUCCCAACACCCAAACUGCGGUUCACAGCUGCCCAUUUCUCCAGUUCAAGGGGAUCUUCCACCCUCUCUUGGCCUCUGGGCACUGCAUGCAAGCAGUUCACAGACACACAUGCAGGCAAAAUCAUACAAAUAAGAUAAAAAUAAAGCUUAAAGUUUGUAAGCUGAAGACUGAAGGGGAAGAUGGUCUAAGCAUAACUUUACCUUUUAGAUCUUGUGAUGGGCUCUGACAGGUGGUCACCAGUUAGGCGUCGUGGCGCACAUCUGUAAUCUCAGCACUCGGGAGGCUGAGGCAGGAAGAUUGCAGGCAUGAAGCUAGUCUGGCUUCAGAGUUUCAUGCCAGCCUAACUUACAUAGUGAGACCUUAUCUUAAAAACAAAAAACCUAGCCGGGCGGUGGUGGCGCACGCCUUUAAUCCCAGCACUUGGGAGGUAGAGGUAGGCGGAUCUCUGUGAGUUCGAGACCAGCCUGGUCUACAAGAGCUAGUUCCAGGACAGGCUCCAAAGCCACAGAGAAACCCUGUCUCGAAAAACAAAAAAAAAAAAAAAAAAAAACCUAAACCCAGUGUGGUUUUUGGCUGACCCUGCGGAACGUCUGAGUGAGUGUACCAAACAUACUCCCGCUUACAGAGCAAAAGUGUGGAUUUGAGCAAAAUGCAAUUUUGUAAUGUGAAAGUAAGUGGUUUUGUGAUGUUUGGUUAGUGUUGAUAUAAGUCCUAAAUAAAAUUAGUAACUGAAGAAGAGGCAUUGUUGUGUGUGCCAUGAGAGUACAGGAUGGGACAUCCCGAGCACCCUUUCCCAGGAUACACUGGCCAUCUCUUAGGAGAAGACGUAAAGAUCCAUUGCCCUCUUCAAGUAGAGCUGAAGUCUGCACCAGCCCAUCAUAGCCAUGACAAGGAGACCCCACAGAGGCAGGUACAUAUUCUGCUGCUUCCUUUGUCACUGCCAGCCAUGGGAACCCACUUCCUGACCUUGCUUCUGCCUUCUGGUCCUCAGGGUUUGUCAUUUGGAUUAACAAACCAAAUGAAGAAAGGAGAAGAACCACUGUGAGGAGCCACCAGAUGUCUCCAGUCGUCUGGCUCCUGUGAAACGUAAAACUCAAUGCCAAUAGCAAACUCAGGGGCUGGAUAGAUGGCUCAACAGUCAAGAGCACUGGCUGCUCUUCCAGAGGACCCGGGUUCAGUUCCCAGCACCCACGCGGCAGCUCACAACUGUCUGUGACUCCAUUUCCACCCUUACACCAACGCACAUAAAAUAAAUCAUUAAAAAAUAAAAGCAGCAGGGCGGUGGUGCAUACCUUUAGUUCCAGCAUCUGGGAAGCAGAGGCAGGCAGAUCUCUGUGCGUUCAAGACCAGCCUGCUCUACAGCAUGAGUUCCAGGACAGCCAAAACUGUUACACAGAGAAACAUUCUUUCAAGGAAAAAAAAAAAAUCAAACUCUGGGGCUGGAGAGAUGGCUCAGAGGUUA